AUGCCCGCUCCUCGAGUGCACUGUGGGAAAGGAGCUAUCAUGAGAAGAGCAGCGUUGCAUCAUCGCCACCACUCUCACCUUGGUUUCAGGCCUCCCAGCAGAGGAAAAGUGGAGCUGGAACACCAAGAGGAGGAGGAGAAGGGAAUGGAGGAGGACACCCCUCUAAAAGCCCUUGCACCCGAUGCUUCACUGCCAGAGGAGCAGCCCUCUGUCAGCUCUGACGCCUCAGAUAGUCCUUUCCAGUGCCUAGAUGAGUUGUUGUCAUUGGGCAAAAUCAGCCAGACCAAAGUAGCCAGACUGAAAUCCAGCUACAGGCUUCUCCACGAUACUCUGAAGAGUAGCCAGGAUUCUGAGACCAAGCUUUUGAAAGAGGCAAAGAGGUGUCGUGCUGAGCUGGAGAGGCUGCAGGCCGAGGUGGAGAGAAGAGAGGAGCAGAGCACCUCUGAGGAGCCUGAAAGUGAGGUCAAUGAACUGAGGCAGCAGCUCCUCCAGGCAUACAAUGAACUGAAAGCUGCUGAGGACAGAGAGUACAACACACAGCACAAACUGAAACGUCUCUGGGAAGAGAAGCUGUAUCUGGAGAAAGAGAAUGAGAUUCAGCCGAUACCUGCUGAGGUGGAGAGCAGAAUAAAGGCCCUGCAGGACAAAUAUGAGGAUCUGAGGAGAGAGGUUGCCCAGAGACAACUGGAAGUCAGAAGCCUGGUGGAAGAUGUGGAAAGCCAUGAAACGCAGAUAUUGAAAGAACAGAAAGAGCUGGAAGACAGGAAGAGGAUCAUAGAGCUCAAAGAGGCUGAGAAAGCCCAGCUCAUCAGCAUACCUGACCAGAUUUUAAAGGAGACUGGAAGGAAACGUUCUAAGAGGGAAGCCGCAAUGAAGAAGACAGAAGCACUCAAUGCAGAGAUUUCAGAAAUGGAGGAGCACGUGAAGGAGGUGGAGCAGCAGAACCACUCCCUCAGGUUAAAGAAGAAGGAGUUGAUUGAGAAGCUGGAGGGUCUGCGGGCCCAAGUCGAGGCCAGUCAGAGGGAGUGCAGGCAGCUGCUAAAAGAGCAGGAGGUGAAGAGGGAGGAGGUGGCCGAAUUCACGGGGCACAGGGGGAUCCUGGAAAUGAAGUUGCAGAAUGUCAUGUGUGACAGAAAGCACCUGCAUGAGAGUCAAUCUGUGCAGCUCAAAGAGAAAAAUAGGCAGGUGCAAGCCCUCAAGAGGAUGGAGCAUGCAUUGGCCAUGGCCACUGAGCAGCUAGAACACGCACAGUGUGUCAACAAUGAGUUACAAGCACAGUUAGAUGCUGUUCCCAACAUAGAGGCCAGUAUUCAGCAGAGGAUGGGGCUCCAGAAAGAGGUGGAUGCGCUCAAAGCCAGCUUUGAAAAACAGCUAUCAGCAGCUGAGGAGGAGAGCCAGAAGAAGCAGCAGUAUGGGAUGAUUGAGGGGCUGCUGAGGGAGUCCAACUGCCUCAGAGAAGAACUCCAUAACCUCAGAUGUCUGACACAGAUCAAAGCCGAGGAGAGGGGCCAGAAACACCGUGAACUGCUCAGGGCUGAGCAGCUGAACCAGCACAUCCAGCAGGAGCUGCUCGAAAAAGACCUGAUCAUCAUGGACCACAACAAGCUGAAUACCAUGCUACAGCGCAGAGUAUCACAGUAUUGUAAGCUGUGCCACGUGAUUACGGAAGAGAAGAACAAGUAUGUCAAACUGAAGCAGAUCGCCUCGCAGACAAUCACAGAGCUGACAGAGCAGGUGAAGGUGCAGGAAAAUGAGGCGGAGAUCCAACGUACCAUUGUCAUCAACAAGGACAGAUCACUCACAAAGGCUCACAUGAAGAUCUCUAAUAGCUCCAAAAUGAGGGACAAACUACGCAAUGACAUCUCUAAGGUUUCUUGGAAACACCGUCAGAUCAGUCAGGAGUGUGAGGACAAUAAACUGGAGUUGAUGAAACUCACACAAAUGAUCAACCUCCAGGAGCAGGCCCUUCUGGAAAUAAACAAGAAUCAUGAAACAGCCAUACAGCGCCGCAAUUCUCUUGGCAUUCAACUCCUGGAGCAUGAAGAGGUGUUAUUCAACUACUAUGAAAAGGUAAGCAUCCAGGAGGCAGCCAUUACGAAGGGCAACAUGGCGCUGGAGACCCUGGAGAAGGAGAUGAGAGACCUGCAGUUCGCGAUCAAUGAGGAGAAGAGGCAGAUAGCCCUGAAGAAGAAGGAGGUGCCGCUCAGGAAAAAGUUGGAGGAAGAGAUCACCACGUUGCAGAUAGAGCUGUCAGAAGCCAGGGACAAGACACUUGAAGGUCUGAAUCGAUCAGUCAAUUACAAAGAGCUGAAAGGCAAAGACCCCUCAGCUGCAGAACUGGUCAAGAAGAUUGAGCAGCUGGAGGUGAAUCUAGCAGAGAGAGAGAGGCAGGUGCUGGAGAGAGAACUCCUCGUGGACCAGGUGACCCGGCUCUCGAAGCCUCUCAGCGAGCAGGCUGACAAGUGCCAACAGGACAGACUCUCACUGGCAAAGAAGUUAAACGAGCUCCGGGCUCACAUCAUCGACACCAACCGCCGCAUGAUGGCCGCUUCCGCAGAACUUUCCAUGAAGCAAGCCGCCGCUCUGUCUCUCCAGCAGGAGAUCAAAGAGAAGGAGCACCAGAUGGACAGGUGCCAGCAGCAGCUGGAGCAGGGCCUGCCACCAUGCCCUGAGAUGGAGGAGGAGUGGAGGAAGAUGCUCCGAGACAAGAAGAGGAGACAGAGGGACAAAGAGGAGAGAGAGCGGCUGGCUGAAGAAGACGAGUGGAACCAGUUGCCCAGUGGAGAGUACACCACGGCCGAGCCCCGUCCCAACGCGUACAUCCCCCAGAACGACCCGCUCCCUCUGCCCAAACCCUACGGAGCCCAGGCCCCAUUCAAACCCACCCAACCAGGUGCCAACAUGAGACACAUCCGCAAACCAACGCUCAAACCCUUAGAGAUCUAG
Molecule: messenger RNA, 2946 nt
Organism: Chelmon rostratus (copperband butterflyfish)
Lineage: Eukaryota; Metazoa; Chordata; Actinopteri; Chaetodontiformes; Chaetodontidae
Gene: ccdc146
Product: coiled-coil domain containing 146
Exons: 23
Coding region: 1-2946 (981 amino acids)
Cellular component (GO): cytoskeleton
Source: RefSeq, a predicted model, not a curated record